This is a messenger RNA of Rotaria sp. Silwood1, 1095 nucleotides long. The record is from the annotation of a GenBank genome assembly. Lineage: Eukaryota; Metazoa; Rotifera; Eurotatoria; Philodinida; Philodinidae.
AUGGCCAAUGACAAUAGUCAUCCAUUCAAUAGUGAUGUCAUUGCUGAUACUACAUUAGUUCAAAUUCAAAAGCAAUUAUCAUUUGAACAACAACAACGAAAUAUUCAAAGACACCAUCGACAAAGAGACUUUGUUAAUCUCCUAUUUUUAAAUAAUCGAAAUAGUAAUUUUUCGAGUUCAAAUGAUUCAUCUCUUAGUAUAACAUCACAUUCGGUAACGGAUGAUGAUUUUAAUCGUCUUAAAUAUUUUUUACGUUCCAUAAUAUGGCCUAUCGAUCAUCAUAUACGUCGACAAUUAUGGAUAAAUAUCUUAACAUUAAACCGAAUUAGCUCAUCAAACCAAAAUCAUCAUGCAGCUUCAACAGGUCAAUCUCUUUUACAUCGUAUUCUUUUAACAUUUGCUUCACAUCAUCCAGACGUAACGUAUUGUCCAACAUUAGAACCAUUUUCAGCGUUACUUUUACAUUAUCAUAAUGAAUAUGAAGUUUUCUAUUUACUUAAUCGUUUAUUGAUCAAAAAUUGGUUCUGUGGUGAAACACAUUUACAAUGGGAAGCUUAUACUAAUGUUUUUAGAAAAUUACUAAAACACUACUAUAAAUCAUCAGCUGAUAUUAUUGAUUUACGUUACAAAAGUGCAAAAGUGUUUUAUCAAGAAUGGCUUUGGUGGAUAUUUCGUUAUUUACCUUUUUCUUAUCUCGUCAAAAUCAUGGAUUGUUUCCUUCUUGAAGGUCCAAAAGUUUUAUUUCGAAUUAGUUUGACACUUGUUUAUUUAUUUACAAAAGAAAUAAAACAUGAAUUCGAUGGAAAUAUUCAAAACAUCGCUGACUUUUGUCGACUAAUUCCAAUAUCGAUUGAUCGCCUUCUACAUAUUGCAUUUCAUAUUCGAAACUUGAAACGACGCACAAUUGAGCAAUUAAUAAAACAUGAAGAGAAAACUUUGUGUGAUACUCGUCACCAAUCACCAUCUGAUAAUAUCAAUCAAAAUAAUAAUAGUGGAAUUAUUCCUGAUCGACAACCAUCAUUAGCUACACCUCAUCAUCUUACACAAAUGCCACAAAAAUCAAUGCUCGAUCAUCAACAAGCGUUUCAUGAUUGA